AUGCAGAAGCGUGGGGUGGAGUUUGUGGGGGAUUACAUGGAGGCGGAGGAGUUUGCGAAGCGGAAGGAGAUGGCGUUGGCAAUCUGCCCCCCACAGGCCCCGGCAGGGGCACACUCGCAGUCGCAGCUCCUCAUCCCGCCUGAAAGCCCCAUCUCAGCUUUCACGGGUUUUUCCCGCCGUCGGGAUUCCCUCAUUUCAAGGGAGCAGCGUGAGGCAUUGGUGGUUUCUGCCUUCGGCUUCGGCACAACACGACACGGUCACCCGGACAGGAGUGCCGCCCCGGCUCCGGGUGGUCUCUCCACCGCCGCGGGACAGUUGGAAAGCAUCGUCGUCUGUCAGAGCGAGAAGGACUCGGUGCGGUUUCGCCUCUGCGUAGAUGCCCUUUCGGAGGGGUGCGUGGCAACCUUCAUUCACCUUUUCGAGCUCUCCCACCGUGAGCCUGUGUGCGUCGACGAGCUCGCCCAGACGCACUUCACCAUUCCCGACGACCGCCUCGAGUGGGUGAAGGGUCAACUCUCCGCGAUUGAGGUGUUGCGCCGACAGAGCGAAUUCCACCUGGUCUAUGAACGCUGCCAAGCACUGGCAGACUACUUUGAGGGCGAACGCGACCAUGACGAGGCGGCUUGGUACUACGAGACGGCACUGUGUUUUGCAAUGGAGUCGCUAUUUCGACCACUGGAACAAGAAGUGCGCGGCGCCUACGCCGCUUUUUUUGAGCGGAGGAAGCAGUUUCGUAAGGCACUGAUGCUCUACGAAACGAUGUAUAAAUUGGCCCUGGCAAUAGAGGAUGAGAAGACUGCCCUUGAGGCAAGCCACCACCUCAUGCGAACGUACCAGUUGCUGGGGGAGGAGCUGAAACGCACGAGCCCCGAGGAGGCAAAGCGGUUCUUUGAGAGUGCCGUCGCCGUCGCCAAGCGCGUAGGAAGUGCCAUGGACGAAGCGGCUGGAUAUAGCGCUCUCGGCUACUUAUGUGAACAGCUAGGUGACCUGCAAGGAGCCCUCGAAUAUCAGCAAGCUUCCUUGGACGUAUCACAGCGAGAAAAACUUUUGGAUAGAGAGCAAAAGGCCGCCUUGGUUGUCGCCAGUCUGCAGGAACGCAUGCACCUAAACUCGGAGGCGAUGAACUCACUGCGGCGAGCGCUGUCGCUGUCUAGUGAAACCGGAGACCUGGAGGGUGUCUGCCUUGCCACCAUGCAGCUGGGGCAGGCCUGCAAGAGUAACGGCAAUGAGGAGAUGGCGCUGCAGUACUUCCGUGCAAACUUUCAGGCGGCGUGUCGUCAGAAGAAUCAAGACCUCGAGGAUCAGGCACGCGUUGCGUUGGGCUUUGCGCUUGGCGAGCAUUAUUUUAAGCACGCCGGCGGUGGUCGCGGGUACGUGCCUAUUGUCUGCUACGAUGUGAAGGCGCAAUUGGAGUGGAUGAGCACAGGUGUCUUGUAA
This is a messenger RNA of Trypanosoma rangeli, 1437 nucleotides long. RefSeq names its product putative intraflagellar transport protein IFT88. Lineage: Eukaryota; Euglenozoa; Kinetoplastea; Trypanosomatida; Trypanosomatidae. The transcript has a single exon. The record is from RefSeq and is a predicted model, not a curated record. Gene Ontology annotation, molecular function: protein binding. Bases 1 to 1437 code for a protein of 478 amino acids.